Messenger RNA from Nicotiana attenuata, 1497 nucleotides. RefSeq lists its product as uncharacterized. The record is from RefSeq and is a predicted model, not a curated record. Lineage: Eukaryota; Viridiplantae; Streptophyta; Magnoliopsida; Solanales; Solanaceae. Gene Ontology annotation, biological process: DNA integration. Gene Ontology annotation, molecular function: RNA-DNA hybrid ribonuclease activity; nucleic acid binding. The transcript is spliced from 2 exons. Bases 1 to 1497 code for a protein of 498 amino acids.
AUGGAUGUGAUGAGUUUCCUGGGUAGGCUGAAUUACUUCAGUGUUGGUUCCCUUGCACCAGUGUUGGUUCCUAAGAGUAAGAAGGAUGUGAUGAGUUUCCAAGAGUGUCAGAAAGCCUUCAAUAGAAUUAAAGAGUAUUUGUCAAAUCCACCAGUGUUGGUUCCUCCCGAGCCCCGGAAGCCACUGUUGUUAUACUUGUCAGCCAUCAAAGGACAAGCUUUAGCCGAUCACCUCGCAGAGAAUCCAAUGGACAAGGAUUAUGAGCCGCUCACUACGUACUUCCCAAACGAGGAGGUGUUGUUCUCCAGUAACGAUAUUGCAGAGUCAUAUCCAGGGUGGAGAAUGUUCUUCGAUGGAGCGGCAAAUUUCAAAGGAGUAGGAAUUGGGGCAGUCCUAAUUUUGGAAUCAGGACAACACUACCCAGCAUCAACAAAGAUAAGGUUCCCUUGCACCAAUAAUAUGACCGAAUAUGAAGCGCGUAUCCUCGGGAUCAGGAUGGCAGUUGACAUGAACAUCAAGGAGCUUUUGGUCAUAGGGGAUUCUGAUCUAUUAAUACAUCAAGUUCAAGGAGAAUGGACUACCAAGAACGUCAAGAUCCUUCCAUAUAUGCACCGUGUAAAGGAGUUAUGUAAGAAGUUCACAAAGAUCCAGUUCAAGCACAUUCCCAAGAUCCAUAACGAGUUCGCCGAUGCUCUUACAACCUUGUCAUCCAUGAUUCAGCAUCCAGAUAAAAAUUACAUUGACCAUAUCGAGAUAGGGAUCAGAGAUCAACAUGCAUACUAUUUUCAUGUAGACAAAGAGCCGGAUGGUAAGCCAUGGUACCACGACAUCAAAAGGUUCCUUGAAUCAAGAGAAUAUCCAGAGAAUGCUACUAAUAGUCAAAAGCGAGCGCUCAGGAGGCUGGAAAAUCACUUUUUCCUCAACGGGGAAGUCCUAUAUAGGAGGACUCCAGACAUGGGUCUGUUAAGAUGCGUAGAUGCCACUAAAGCAACCAGAUUGCUAGAAGAAAUACAUACAGGAACAUGCAGACCCUACAUGAACGACUUCACCUUAGCCAAAGAGAUCUUAAGAGCCGGACACUUUUGGAUGACCGUGGAAAGAGAUAGUAUCCGCUCUGUGGAAAAGUGUCACCAGUGCCAAAUCCAUAGGGAUUUCAUCCGGGUUCCGCCUAAUAAGUUGAAUGUAAUGGGUUUGCCUUGGCCGUUCGCCACUUGGGGCAUGGACAUGAUUGGACCUAUAGAGCCCGCUACGUCAAAUGGGAACCAUUUCAUCUUGGUAGCCACUGAUUACUUCACCAAAUGGGUCGAAGCUUCUACAUACAAAGUUGUCACGAAGAAAAUAAUGGAAAAUUUUGUCUGUAACAACAUAGUCUACCGAUUUAGGAUACCCGAGCCAAUCAUCACUGACAAUGCAGCUAAUCUUAACAAUGAUCUCAUGAGGGAAAUUUGCGAGAAGUUCAGAAUUAUCCACCAUAAAUCUACAACCUACAGACUAUAA